Molecule: messenger RNA, 2280 nt
Organism: Pseudovirgaria hyperparasitica
Lineage: Eukaryota; Fungi; Ascomycota; Dothideomycetes; Acrospermales; Acrospermaceae
Exons: 4
Coding region: 1-2280 (759 amino acids)
Source: RefSeq, a predicted model, not a curated record
AUGGCAAUCGGCCCUUGGGGAGCAAUGGCAAUUGCCCUCGCUGGCUCUGCUCUGCUCUCCGCCGUCGGCUAUGGCAUCUGGAGAACGAUGCACCGAGGAGAAGAGGAUCAGGCGAACUGGUGGCAACGCUUCAGCACUGAGCAAGACAACUACAUGCGGCAAGUCAGAGAACGGAAUCUGGUGGAGAUGGACUAUCGCUUUGUCCUGUUGGUGGAAGGUUGGGAACAGUCGACAACAGAAUCGCUCCUUCUCCGAAUACUGACCGGCAAUCUGAAACAGACCUCUAUGCCAGAUUUGUCUGACGGGCCGUCUCUUUCUCUCGCAUCAUCUUUCUUCCGAAUCAAUCAUUAUCUCGUCCUUGAAGGCACCUAUUGCGCAGCAGAUUGUGCCAUACAUUCGUUACUUGUAUCCGUACUCAAGUCUGCAAUAAUGGGCCCCCGUAAACCAGCCUCUCCUUUGAGAAUCAUGGAAUGUGCAGAACCGGAUUCGACAGACCCAACGAACAUCGCCACCACCGCAAGCGCCGACAUGGUCCCUCCACCACCACCAUUACCGUCCAAAGCGACUCUUCCACUGCCAGUGGCUGGCACCUCCAACCCGCCAUCGCGUCAGAGCAUGAGUAGAACACGGUCAUACGGGAGGAUAUCAGCAGCCUCCAUGGAUGCCCCGAGUUCAAGUUCAGCAGAGGAGAUACCAUCAGACAUGCCAGAAUUAGAACGCUGUCCGAACACGUCUGGCGAAUUCUCGGUUGACUGGGGCAGGCUACUUGGCAGCGACUCUCCGCCUCCAAUAAAUAACUCUUAUCUGGAACCGAUGUUCUGCUAUAAAAUCAACAGACCUCCACAUCUGGGAAUGUUCACUCGCGACAUCGAUGAGGACAGACAUCUCUCCAAUUUGUUCCACCCGAGAAGUCUGACUGAUGGAAAGGUGCACCAACAUAUGCAGUCUUCCAACGACUACUUCGCAACUGAUUGGUGGCAAGGAAGAUGUUUGCGCUGUGCUAGAAAGCUUUGUACACCGCAGCAUCAUUGGACCAAUUGUCCCUUUACGUGUAUCUGGUGUGAAGAUAAACAUGGGAUUCUACGUUGCGACUCUGAGCCCACAGUCAAAGAAAUUUAUAAUCAUUUCGAUGGCCCGGAAGAGGUGGCAUCACCACCAAAACCUCCCUCGAUACCGAUAAGUCCGAGAGUCGCUGAGUUGAGUGGAAGAGAUCCUAAGGUACCACUGCCGCCGCGAGAAGAUCCAAGAACUCCAACUCGCCAGCGAGAGCUUAUCAGAAGCAAUUCCAUGUCCCCGGUUCAUCUAGAGAAUAUUGAACAAACACGUCGACAUCAUCCAGUCUCCCUGGAAUCUAAUAACAACUGGUCGGCUAGCGUGUCUUCGGAGCUAAGGACAAUCAAAUCAUGCACCCGCGCGACCACCGAGAAAGUCUGUUCCUUGGCAAGACGUGUUGAGAACAUCGAAAGAAUGGUCCAUGAUAUUCACGCCGGCGUCCAAGACCAUCGCGUGCAGAACUUGGCUGAUCACAAUCGUGCAGUAAGUGACGUCACUUCAGGCACGGAAGAAUCUAGUCAAGCAUCUGGUGAAGGUUCGAGCGGAGUCUCUCAUCGCUCUGAACAUAACAACAGCGUCAAAGCAAAGUUCCUGAGGCAGCAAGAAUGUAGAGAAAUUAUGCGAGCGCUCACAGCACUCGAUGACGCGCAGUCAUCAUUUCGUCAUAUUUUCAGGGGUCGACUUGAAAAUGCCGAAGAGGAGGGAGCACCUAUGUCUUGCAGUCAAGCUCAAAGCGCUGUUGAAACAAGCACUACAGUCUACAGCUCGCGCAGUGGGUACCAGGAUGUAUCUGGAUCUUUUCUCUCCACUAGCGCAAUGUCGGACAGUACCAUUUCGCCGUCAGAUCACCAGAAUAUGCCCGAAAUUCACGGCCCGGUGUCUCCUGAUAGCACAGUCUCGGGUAGCGAGGACGAGUGCAAUUCGUCGCCCGAUCUACCUAGUCGACGUCGAGUUGUCAUAGAUACCGUAGCUCUAGAUCAUGUUCUGAUUGGUCGCGAGUUGCAUUACUAUAACGUGUCGCCGCCAGUUUCAUCAGAUCGCCUUCAGGACUUCCCUUUUGGUGACGGUGCAUAUUUGGUUCCUGAACCCCUGACUGAGCCUGUCGAAGACUGUUUCAUACCUUCUAGCCCAGGCCAUGAGGUGGGGGUCUUCAAUCACGGGAUGUUCUUGUGCAGUGACCAGUAUUCCAACGAUCUGCUAUACACGGACGGGUGGGAGGUGGAUUGA